AUGAUAAAAGACUUGAAAGCAAAUCUUACGGUGGGGUACUUUAUUACAAGUGAAGGUCGAGAUGAACACAUGAAAUCGAGUGAUACUUACUACACUUCAAAUUUGAUUUGGGCAAUUCCUCCUGGAGAAGAAUAUUCGUCGAUAGAAAAGCUUUUAAUGCCUUUUGAAUCAACGGUAUGGAUCUGUUUUCUAAUAGUUCUUAUCGUAGCUUUUAUAGUUAUCAAGGUUUUGGAAUGUUGCCAUCAAAACAUUAAAAAUUUCGUGUUUGGAAGAAAUAUUAAAAAUGUGACAUUAAAUGUCGUCAAUAUAACUUUAGGAGGAUCGUUGCACAAAGUGCCAGUGAGAAAUUUUGCACGCACGCUUUUCAUUCUGUUCACGUUUUAUUGCUUCAUCAUUCAAAAUGUUUAUAGAGGCGGAUUAUUCCAAUUUAUGCGAAUGACAUUGAGAAAACCUUUGAUUUCUUCAACAGAAGAGCUUGUUAAUAAGGAUUUUCUGUUCUACAUGUAUCCAACGGCAUAUAAUGUAUUAAAACUUGACAUCCUUAAAGGACGGACCAGAAUCACUGAUCCUAAGGGUUUAGAUCGAUUACUUGAUAAAUCAACAGAUCCUAGUUUCAAGGGAGCUAUGUUGACUUCUGAAGCUCAUUUGGCAAAUAAAAAUAUUGAAGCUUCUCCUGAUAAUAAAUACUUCUACAGCACGAAAGAUCCAAUUAUGACACAAAAUAUCGCAAUUUAUAUGCACAAGGAAUCAUGUUUCUCGGAUCAAAUAAAUCUGAUACUGAAAGGCAUAAUUAAUGGCGGAUUGUUCAACAAAUGGGUGAAGCAAUAUACAGACACGGAUGCUUUGAUGCACAAAGCUUCUUCUCCCGAAGGACAUCGUCCGAUAAAUGUUGAUCAACUUUUAGGGGCUUUUCAGUUGCUUGGCGCUUUGUUGUUCAUAAGUUCAGCUGUUUUCUUGAUUGAAAUAAUAUUAAGGAAAAUGAAGAAAAAUUAG
This is a messenger RNA of Clunio marinus, 993 nucleotides long. Lineage: Eukaryota; Metazoa; Arthropoda; Insecta; Diptera; Chironomidae. The record is from the annotation of a GenBank genome assembly.